CCCCUCCGCAUGGAAUAUCCAAAAUUCGGAAUUCUCUCAGACAACCACGGAGGAGCUUUAUCCCAUUUCCCAUGGAUGUUGACGGAGAAGGUGACCUUGGUAAAAACCCUAGAAUCAUGGAGAGGGAUUCAGAUUCGCUCAAGGAUCAGAUCGCAGAGCCUUCAUGGUUUACCCCCAAAAAGCUUCUCGUUGUGUUUUGUGUUGUCAACUUAAUCAAUUAUAUAGAUCGAGGAGCUAUAGCAAGUAAUGGUAUCAAUGGGAGUCGUGGUACUUGCACCUCAACUGGUACAUGUUCAUCUGGCACCGGAAUUCAGGGGGAUUUCAACUUGAGCAAUUUUGAAGAUGGAGUUCUGUCAUCUGCGUUCAUGGUUGGGCUUCUUGUAGCCUCUCCUAUAUUUGCUUCACUAGCAAAGAGAGUUAAUCCGUUUAGACUUAUCGGAGUUGGAUUAUCGAUCUGGACUCUCGCUGUGCUUGGCUGCGGUCUUUCAUUUGAUUUUUGGUCCAUCACAAUCUGUCGCAUGUUUGUUGGUGUUGGUGAGGCAUCAUUUGUCAGUCUCGCUGCCCCAUAUAUCGACGAUAAUGCUCCACAUGAUCAGAAAUCAGCGUGGCUUGCUUUAUUCUACAUGUGCAUUCCGGCAGGCUAUGCUUUUGGCUAUGUAUAUGGUGGACUGGUGGGGAAUGUCCUUCCUUGGCGUGCAGCAUUUUGGGGAGAAGCAAUACUUAUGCUUCCUUUUGCUGUUCUAGGUUUUGUUAUCAAACCCUUGCAUUUGAAAGGUUUCGCUCCAGAUGAUACAGGUUUCGCUCCAGAUGAUACAGAUAACUUAAACGUCUUGCCAGUCAGCUAUGGGUUUUCAUCUGUCCUGAAAGAUUUGAAAUUGCUUUUGGUUGAUAAGGUUUAUGUUACAAACAUUCUUGGGUAUAUUGCUUACAACUUUGUUUUAGGCGCAUAUUCAUAUUUUGGUCCAAAGGCUGGUUAUAACAUAUACAAGAUGGAAAACGCUGAUCUGAUAUUUGGAGGGGUCACAGUUAUAUGCGGAAUCGUUGGCACAUUAUCAGGAGGAGUGAUUUUAGAUUACAUGGAUGCUACAAUUUCAAAUGCUUUCAAGCUUCUUUCAGUUUCAACAUUUGUAGGAGCACUGUUUUGCUUUUCUGCUUUCUGUUUCAAGAGCUUGUAUGCAUUUUUAGCUUUUUUUGCUAUUGGUGAACUUCUCAUCUUUGCCACACAGGGUCCUGUGAAUUUCGUAGUUCUCCAUUGUGUCAAACCAAGUUUGAGACCACUAGCAAUGGCGAUGUCUACUGUCUCUAUCCAUAUCUUUGGAGAUGUACCUUCCUCACCACUCGUCGGAGUUCUUCAGGACCAUGUGAACAAUUGGAGAGUAACUGCUCUUGUUCUUACAUUCGUUCUCUUUCCAGCUGCUGCAAUUUGGUCCAUAGGCAUUUUCCUGAAUAGUGUGGACCGAUAUAACGAAGAUUCCGAGCCUGAGGCUGUGACCAGAGAAUCAACCGUUGCACCUCUUCUUGAGGUAGCAUGAGACCAAAAAGAAACCUCAAAUGUAACUGUUGAGAAUUUUAUGGUAUAUUCUCAUCUCUUUUAUCAAACUUGUACAAAAGAAAUAUGCAUGAAAUAUAUAUAUGUACCUUGUUCCUCUCUACAGAAACGUAGUUGUUUAGUAAGUUUUCAGAUUCACAUUGAUAUGUCUCAAUCACAACUCAGUUCAGGAACAUAAAAUAUGAUAUGUUGAUGUUAUUUCUCA
Molecule: messenger RNA, 1754 nt
Organism: Camelina sativa (false flax)
Lineage: Eukaryota; Viridiplantae; Streptophyta; Magnoliopsida; Brassicales; Brassicaceae
Source: RefSeq, a predicted model, not a curated record